Molecule: messenger RNA, 2458 nt
Organism: Drosophila gunungcola (fruit fly)
Lineage: Eukaryota; Metazoa; Arthropoda; Insecta; Diptera; Drosophilidae
Product: MIF4G domain-containing protein
Exons: 8
Coding region: 561-2099 (512 amino acids)
Biological process (GO): regulation of translational initiation
Cellular component (GO): cytosol
Molecular function (GO): protein binding; RNA binding; translation activator activity
Source: RefSeq, a predicted model, not a curated record
GAGGGCCGCUUUGAAAUAUUAAUUAUUUUUUGGCACCGCUUAUGGCUCGACUUGGCGCAUGCCAAGCAUUAUUAAACGAGACACGAAAGAGCGUAUCUACGAAGUAGAUAAAUAUCUUUAUACGAACAACUGAGCUGCAGCACCACUAGCAAUCGAAUCGACGAAAAGCAACGCACAAACAAACAAACCCAUCUAUAUACUCUAUAGAGAGAGAUAAACAAAAGCUCAAGCAGCAGCAACAACGAAACAAUUUGGAAGAAACACUUUUGCACUAAAAGACCCAGCAAUCUGAAUCUGCAAAAAGGGAAACAUAUCCCUCACAUCGUAUUAAGAGGAGAACUCAACUCGACAGAGGAAGUAAGGAAAAGAAGGAACGGAAACCAACUAUUGUGAUAUGUACAAAUUUACUCAAAUACUGAAGCCGCAUAUAUAGACGUUAAUUCCACGGAAUCCCAGUUGUAAACCGAUUAACCGGAGGACAGUCCACCAAAGAUAAGGCUUUCAUCUUCAAUUAAGUUUACCCAAAUAGAGCAGAGGCAGUACUCGAAAGUACUCGCGAGAUGGCCGAGAAAGUCGAACAAGCCCAGGCCAGUCUGAAUGGCCAACAGAAUGAUCCCCGAAAGGUGCGCAAGUCACCUGAAUUUCAGCCCAUGAUGCCCGGCGUUAUCUCCCGGGAACGCAGCUUUGUGCGCACCUCGAAUCAACAGAAUAUCAACAAACGGCGAAGUCUGGCUUUCAAUGUACCUGGCAAUCAGACGGGACAGAUGAGGGGCAAACCCGCCAUGGAUAUAUACAGGCCGCCAAAUGUGCGCGGAGAGCUGGCCGCUCCAGUCGGUGGUGGUGAUGGUGAUGGUGGUGAUGGUGCAAGUGGUGCCAAUGGCAACAGGCUGAACGUCAAUGCCCAGGAGUUCACAAUGACCAGCAGCUCCGGGGCACCGGGCGAGGCACUCAGCAAUCGUUCGUCGCUGAUCUUUCCGCCCACCAAUGGAUCCGGAGUUGUUCCGGCUAUGGGUCAGUACGGAAACGUGAACCGCCGCCAGGCCGGACUCUCGCUCGGCAGCAUGCCGGGACUGAAGGCCAACCAGCAUCGCUCGAUCUUGGUGACGCAUCCAAUCAGUGCCAGUUCCCUCGGCGGUCAGCUGCCGCUCAUGAACUCGCCCUCCAGUGGCAAUAUACUGCAUACAACAAACCGUGUGAAGUUUGCUCCCGAGCCAAGAGGUCACAAAGUGGCCAACCAUAAUCAGUUUGGCCAGCUCAACAACAACAACUAUGGACAGCCCUACCAAGCAAAUCUGAAUGGAAUCGAUCCGUACAUGAAUGGAAAUUCGCUGCAACGCUCCAAAUCUUUGUCGUCGGCGGAUGCCCUAACUAGGGGCAUGGCCGGAUUGGGCCUGGGUUUGGGCAACGAGGUGGCCGACAUUGGACAGUUCACGCCAGAGAUCCAGGCGCUGAUUGAGACGGCUCUGGAGGAUCCGAACAAACUGAACUCGCGCUGCCUGAUGGAACUCACUUCGCAGUUCAUCAAGCGAGCGGUGGAGAGUCGCCGCUUCGCCCUGCCAAUCUCGCGGCUGUGUCUGAACAUCAUCGCCCGGGAACAGAAGGAGACGUUUCUGGAGGCACUCCUCAACACCUGCCGCCAGUGGUACCAGGAGCGCGAAAAGCUGCUAUUUGCCAUCCAGGGAAUGAAGUCGCCAUCCCGGGUGCGUUUCACCGCCUUCAUGGCCUUCCUCACGGAGAUGUUUUGCCAACUGAAACGCCGGCAGCUGCAACUGCGCACCCACCACGAGGGCACUCCUCCGCCAUUGGUCCUGCUUAGCCUGCUGUCCAAGUGCUGCGAGGACUGCGUGCGCCCACCCAUAAGAUCUCUCUCAGAGAUUGAGUGCCUGUUCUAUGUGCUUACCUGCAUUGGCCAGGACAUGGAGCAGCAGCUGCCACAGCAGCUGGAGUUGCUCAUGGGUCUCGUGCGCGAUGCCUUCCUCAAUGCCGGAGAAUCGGCGGCCUCCAUUCGGCGCACCCUUCUCCAGCUCAUCGAGCUCAAGGCCUCCCACUGGCAGCUGCCCGGCAACACGGUCCUCUACUACACCCACACUAACAAUUAGGCCCGGAAAACGGGCAAGUAACCCGAAGUGAGUUGGGCCAUGGAACCAAGACGGGAUUCGAGCACUGUGCAAUCAUCAAGACACCAUCAGAUUCUGUUGUCGCAUUGCAUUUAGGGCCUGGAUAACUUCUGUUCUAUAAUAUCUUAUCGUACUCUUACCUAGGCAUAAGCAAUAUUUAUUUCGCCGACAGCAGCAAUAGAGAGAAACUAACCCGAGACUUGCACAACAUACACACACCAAGCCCAGUACCAAAUGAGAUCGGGCGACUCGAUUCGGUAUCUUCGGACUCCGCUAUAAUCUAAGGCUCAACUUUUAUGUGAAUCCAUAUAUUUAUGUGUAAUAAAUCACAGCUAGUCAAA